Electrophorus electricus (electric eel) is the source of this 763-nucleotide messenger RNA. RefSeq names its product signal peptidase complex subunit 3 (gene spcs3). NCBI's taxonomy places the organism in Eukaryota, Metazoa, Chordata, Actinopteri, Gymnotiformes, Gymnotidae. Gene Ontology annotation, cellular component: signal peptidase complex; membrane. The record is from RefSeq and is a predicted model, not a curated record. Gene Ontology annotation, biological process: protein targeting to ER.
CCAGGAAGGAGAUGCACUUCCGAGUUCUACAACCCCUGUCAGCCUUCCUGCCGGGUAGCUCGUCGAGGUUUUUGCAGCAGCUGUGUUUAGGCUCUCUCUCUCUCUCUCUCUCUGUGUGUGUGUGUGUGUCUGCAUCAUGAACACGGUGCUGUCCCGCGCCAACUCCCUGUUCGCCUUCUCGCUCAGCGUGAUGGCCGCGCUGACGUUCGGCUGCUUCCUCACCACCGCGCUGAAGGACAGGCGUGUGCCGGUGGACGUCCGCGUCUCCAGGGUCGUGCUGAAAAACGUGGACGACUUCACGGGUCCAAGAGAGAGGAGCGAUUUGGGCUUCGUGACGUUUGACCUUUCUGCCGAUCUGGAGCCAAUAUUUGACUGGAAUGUGAAGCAGCUGUUUCUCUACCUGUCUGCUGAAUAUGCAACCAGAAGUAACGUCCUGAACCAGGUGGUAUUAUGGGAUAAGAUUCUUCUAAGGGGCGAGAACACAAGGCUGGAGCUGAAGGACAUGAAAUCCAAAUACUUCUUCUUCGAUGAUGGCAACGGUUUGAGGGCCAAUAAGAACGUCACCCUGACCCUGGCCUGGAAUGUGGUCCCCAAUGCUGGAAUCCUGCCCCUAGUGGUAGGCUCUGGACACAGCUCUCUCCCCUUCCCUGAUGCUUAUGAGACCUCCAGAAACUACUGAUCUGUCCCAAACCACGUCUGUCAGUGUUGUGCAAAGCUAUGGGUUUUAAUAAAAAAACAAGUGAAAAAUUGUUUAAUAUACUUA